AGGACAACGACAGCAGCAGCAGCAACAACAACAAUAUGUUAAUGAGAUAUGUUAUAUAAUUUGUUUUGAAUGUUUGUGAUUUGGUUGUUUUAUAAAUUAAGUGUAACUAACUUGUUAAAUUUAUUAUUUGGAGUAGCUGCCAUGAGAGGUGAAUAGGCGAAAGACGAAGAGAAUACACAACGAUAAUAGCAACAGUUCUUUACCAUUCGAUUUCACCAAUUAACAUAUUCAUUGCAUCACCAUAACAGAGGCCAUAAUGUUCCAGCAUCUUUUAGUGCUUUUUCUAGGUUGUUUCCUAUGUACAGUUUCAGAUGGCCUUGUGAAGCGAAGUUUGGAUUCGUUUGGUGAAAUGAUUGAGGCUGAGACUGGAAGAAAUCCCUUUGAUUUCAACGGAUAUGGAAAGUGGUGUGGCUUUGGCGGUUCCGGUGAUCCUGUAGAUAGCAUUGAUAACUGCUGUAGGAAUCACGACCAUUGCUACGAACGCGUCAAUCGAGUUCAGUGUAAUUCCCUCACACAUACAAAAGUUUAUUUCGCUUCAUAUCAUUGGUAUAAACAUCAAGGAUUAAUCUAUUGUUUGAAUAGUGAUGAAUGUCAGCAGGCUACGUGUAUGUGUGAUAAAAAAGCAUCAAUCUGCUUCUAUAAUCAUCUCAUUGAGUACAAUGAAUCGAACCAAUUGCCAUUCAGUAAAUUAAUAGGUGGUCUUUUCAACCAUCGCUGAAAAUUUAUUUUGCUUCAGCCAACUCUGGGCACUAUUUUUUCAUCAACUGUUUCUGCAAUUCACAGUAAAUCGCCAAUAAAACAAGAAAAUGAGACUAAGAAAAAAAAAAAAAAAAAAAAAAGAACAGUCAUCAUUGCAACAUUUCCUCAUGUUGUUGAUGUUGUUGAUGUUGUUGAUGUUUUCUGCCAGAUCAACCGUCUUAGAACACUUAUGAUCUAAGGCAAUCUCGCAGUGACCAUCCGGUCGUUUGUUUUUCAGACAAGGUGUAGCUAGAGCUACUUUAUCUAAUGCGCCCUUCCUUUGAUUUGAGAGAAAUUUGACUGCUAUUUCUAAAAGACUGAGCGACCACGUCUUCAUUGAACAGUCUUGUACUUGUUGGCAUGAGAAUUGUUAGCGCAUCGGAGAAAAUGGCUCUUUGUGCUCUGAGUUCAAAUACCUUUGAAUUGAUAAAAUAAUGUACCAGAGAAGUACUAGAGUUGAGGUAAUGAACUUGACCCCCUCCUUCAAAAAUGCUAGUCUAGUACCAAAAUUAAAAGCAAUUAUGAAAUUAGAUUUGUGCAGUACAUCUAUUCUCGCUUAUCACUGAUUCAUUCAAAACUGAUCUGGGAUAACACGGUACACUAAACUGUGAACCACGUUGCGCUAAUCACGGAUUAAUCCGUGAUAAAUGAUCAGUUAACGAUUUUACUUGAACAACAAAAGUGCGCCCCGGCAACUAUCCACAAUGCUCAGCUACCCAGAAUGAAUUGUUUACAAUCUAUACUUACAUCACCAUGCUGGGGAACUGGGUAUUUUUUUAAUACGGAUUUACGUACACGUAGCCAUCGACAUGCGAUUAAUGAGCAGAAAAAGUAUUUUUCGUUGUUAUAUUCUUAUUGUUUACUGACCAUAUAUUAUUAAAUUUUCCUCUAUAUACUAAUCCAACUAUGAAACAAUCUCAUGUGUAUUUAAAAUCUGUUCGGGGGUGUCAUUUGGUUAAGUUAGUAGUGGGACAGCUUGCGGUCUCGGAAUGAAACCUAUUUUUCUAAUGCGUUUGAUCCAUUUAUGAACGAUUCAUUUAACACUGUCUUUUUUAAACCAGACUCGCGUGAUAAACAAGGGUAAGCGUAUAUUACAGUGUAGGGAACACAACAGUAUCAUUUGAAGAUAGUGGACAAACAUUUGAAAUAUCGUCAGUUUGUAUCUAACCAGGCUGUGAUUAUGAGCAAGAAACAUAACUCAUGAAUGACUAACUUUUGUUUGUACGUUGUUGCUGUUUAUCCCCAGGUCAGCUCUGAUCGGUUACUGUUAUUUCACUUGUAACCUUCUUAUCUGAGACUACAUCGUCCACUAUAUCCGUCACUCACAAAGCAUUGGUCGGUCCGAGACUAUAGUACAGUGCUGGUCAACCUGAGGCCCGGUGCAGCAUGCGGCCUGAAGACUUUUAUCGAUACUUUCUUGAAAUGGGUUUAUUUAAACAAACAUUUAAAAAUAUUUAGCAAAAAAUUCAAGAUUGUAAUGAAAUUAAAAAAGAAAGAUAC
Octopus bimaculoides (California two-spot octopus) is the source of this 2238-nucleotide messenger RNA. RefSeq names its product basic phospholipase A2 Ts-G6D49. The record is from RefSeq and is a predicted model, not a curated record. Gene Ontology annotation, biological process: phospholipid metabolic process; lipid catabolic process; arachidonate secretion. Lineage: Eukaryota; Metazoa; Mollusca; Cephalopoda; Octopoda; Octopodidae. Gene Ontology annotation, molecular function: phospholipid binding; calcium ion binding.